Ilex paraguariensis (yerba mate) is the source of this 1480-nucleotide messenger RNA. The record is from the annotation of a GenBank genome assembly. Lineage: Eukaryota; Viridiplantae; Streptophyta; Magnoliopsida; Aquifoliales; Aquifoliaceae.
AUGUUUGAUGCUGAUAGAUCCAUGAAUUGCUGGAAUGGGAGUAAAAUGGUACCCUUCACCGACUUGUUCAUGUCAAAUGGAGGCUCCCCAGUUUGGCUAAGGGACAACGUUCUUGCUCUUCCUCGCCUUCCUUCAAUUCGCCUAUUUCUUGCCCGCACACUGUGCAUUAAGCUUUCCUCAUCAAACACUGCCACAAAGCCCCAUCCUACAGUGGUUUGGUCAAUUGGGUCGAAGCCCAAAUCGGAGAAAAGGUCGAAUUCCGGGUCUUGGGUUCGAGUUUAUAGCAGUGGAGAUGUUUAUGAAGGUGAAUUCCACAAAGGGAAGUGCUCUGGAAGUGGGGUGUACUACUAUCAUAUGAGUGGGAAGUAUGAGGGUGAUUGGGUUGAUGAGAAGUUUGACGGGUAUGGUGUUGAGACUUGGGCCAAAGGGAGUCGAUAUCGCGGGCAGUAUAGGCAGGGACUGAGGCAUGGUUAUGGUGUGUAUAGGUUUUACACUGGUGAUGUUUAUGCUGGAGAGUGGUGUAAUGGGCAGUCUCAUGGGUGUGGAGUUCAUAAUUCUGAGGAUGGGAGCUGUUAUGUUGGGGAGUUUAAGUGGGGGGUCAAACAUGGGCUUGGCCAUUACAAUUUCAGAAAUGGGGAUACAUAUGCUGGAGAAUAUUUUGCUGACAAGAUGCAUGGUUUUGGGGUCUAUCGAUUUGGAAAUGGACACCGCUAUGAAGGUGCCUGGCACGAGGGGAAAAGGCAAGGGCUUGGUCUGUACACUUUCAUGUCUGGGGAGACUCAAUCGGGUCAUUGGCAAAAUGGGGUUCUCAAUAUUUCGAGCUCUCAAGACACCCUUCCUGAAUCUCCCUUCACAGUUGACCAUGCCAAAGUUCUUCACGCAGUCCAGGAAGCACGGCGAGCUGCCAAGAAAGCAGUUGACGUGGCAAAGGUGGAUGAAAGGGUGAAGAGAGCUGUAGCAGCAGCAAACAAAUCAGCCAAUGCAGCAAGAGUUGCAGCGGUGAAGGCUGUCCAAAGCCAAAUGUAUCACAAAGAUAAUAAUGGCGAUUUACCCAUACCAAUUGACUGAUCCUCUAAAGCAAAAGGAAUACAAGCUACAAACGAGAACCUAUUUCAGUUUUAUGUGUUGCUUCUUUUUUUUUUAGGUUAGUUAUCUUUUUUGCUUCUUUAUUUCUUUUUCUUGUCAAAGAGAUGAUGCAACUGCAAGGUACACCUGCUUGGAACCCCAUUCAGUUCGAGAAAAUGGCUGAUUGAGGAGCAAGAUGGGUUCUCUUCUUUGUACUUAAAUUAUAUGUACAUUUUUUAGGAAUUAAUGUAUAGUGUGAGUGAAGGAUAGCACUGAAAUGCUUGAGGUUAGUGCAGGUUUUGUAUGUACUUGUUUUCCGUCCACCUGUAAGUGUAAUUACUAGUCAUUUUUUCUUACUUGUGCCUGAAAGAAAUUGGCAAAGUUAUUGUUGUAUUGGACCGAAGAAUGCCUUUGU